CUCUGCCAUUUCUCAUGAAGUAACAAUGAUCGCGGAAAUCCUUGUCCUAGUGCUAAUAGUAGUGAGUGUUAAGUAUUAUGCAAAUUUUCGUCGGCACAUGUCUUUCGCAAAGGAUUUACACACGGUGCAACCAUGCUACCCGAUUAUUGGAAACAUAAUGAAAAUACUGUGGAAGAACGACGAAGAUCGAUUUCACGGUUUAAUGGAAGGGUUCAGGCACCCUUCGAAACUCUUCAAAUUCUGGUUGGCCUUUAUCCCGUUGCUCACUACCAACGAUCCGGGUAUGAUUCAAAAAAUUUUAACUCAUCCCCAAUGCAUGCAGAAGCCAUAUAUUUACAAGCUGAUAGAAAGCAAGUUCGGUUUGCUAGUGGCAGAUGAUCCAAUAUGGAAACGUCAACGAAAAGCCUUGAAUCCGACAUUCAACCUUAAGGUUCUGAACGGAUUUAUUCCCGUUUUUGACAAACAUGCUCAGAGCUUAGUCAAUGAACUUUUUCAAAAACCAAUAGGAAAGAAGGUUCAAUUUACAGAAAUGGUGACACGGUGCACGUUAGGGAUGGUUUGUGCUACAACAAUCGGUUUAAACAUCUAUGAAGACGCAAACAUGGACAGGAUUCCCCACUUGUUUGAUAAAGUUUGGGAGCUUGUAUCGGCAAGAAUAUUGAAUCCUUUCAUACAUAUGAAAUCAAUUUAUCGACUGACUAAGAAUUGUAAAUUGGAGAAAGCAUUACGACAGGAACAUGCCAAGCUUAUUGAUGAGGUUUUCCAAGAUGCCAAGAUUCAGAGAGCAAAACGAGAGGAUGCAAAUUCCGAUGGUUACAGAAAACCGAACAUUUUUAUUGACCAGCUGUUGGAUCUACAUUACAAGAAAAUUUUUAACGACAUCGAAGUAUCUGACAAUGUUACCACAAUGAUCAUGGCAGGCAGUGACACCUCCGGUACUGAAUUGGGAAUCAUUGCUCAGCUUCUGGCUAUGUACCCACAUCUUCAGGAUAAAGUAUAUCAGGAAAUUAGAAGAGUGUUUCCGACGAAUGACGAACUGCACUUCACACUAGAAAAUUUAGGACAACUGCAAUACAUGGAAAAGUUCAUCAAAGAAGCUCUCCGUCUUUUUCCAAUAGCUCCGGUAAUUUUGCGACAAGCAACGAGCGAUGUUGUAUUAGAUGGACUCCGAAUUCCGUCUGGCACAAUAUUAACAGUCUGCAUAUAUAAUCUUCACCGACGAAAGGAUAUCUGGGGACCUGAUGCGGAAGAGUUUAAUCCAGAAAAUUUCACCCCUGAACGAAUCAAAAGCAGACAUCCCUUUGCCUAUCUACCAUUUAGUGGUGGCAAUAGGAACUGUAUUGGUUAUCGUUAUGGGAUGAUUAGUAUGAAGAUUAUAGUUGUGCAUUUGCUGUUGAACUUUAAAUUGAAAAGUGAUCUAACCUGUCACAGGGAACUGCGAGUAAAGUUUAAUACUUUGCUAAAGUUAUCUGUAGAACCGGGUCUUGUUUUGGAACAUCGAAACGACCAGUUUUGAUCCGGAAAGAGGCUGGAAUAUUCUUUUAAGAGGAGGACGCUGAUUUCUUUCCAGCAGCCAUCAAUCUAAUUGAGCCACACUGUGCCUAAGAAUUCGAGAACGGUGGAGUAAAGAACAUUCUUUUAACUUCUUACAAAAUUAACUGCUUUAGUUUUAGGCAGUAUUUUUGUUUUCACUAAAUAUUUAAACUAUUGUGUACGUGUGAUGUUGGGUGGAUGAAGUGGAUAUGGAUGGGGGAUAGUGGAUGAACAAGUAGAUAAGGUCGUAUAUACAUAUGCAUCUUGUUGUAUUAUAAAGACAAAGUCGUCUGUUUCUAGAAAUGAUUGACCAUCUCAAAACUGGUGUAGAUAAAAAAUAUCUUGAUUAAAGGUUUUUUUUCCUUAAUAGAAGUGUAAACACAUGGUGAUUCCACAUGUAAAAGACCAAACCAUCACAAAGUUGUUUGAUUAGGUUUUUAAGAGUUAAAAAGAGAGCUGGGGUAUUAAAAGAUGAAAAUCUCAAAUUAGAAUCCUAUAUGUGUAUUGUGUGAUUAUUUGAAUAAUAACUUAAUCUGGCGGGCCCUGCCCAUCAGUCAUGCGAAGAAUUAUAUCAAAAUGAUGAAAAAAAUAUCUGCGAGUGUAGAUG
Wyeomyia smithii (pitcher-plant mosquito) is the source of this 2140-nucleotide messenger RNA. Its product is annotated as probable cytochrome P450 313a4. Bases 26 to 1516 code for a protein of 496 amino acids. The transcript is spliced from 6 exons. Gene Ontology annotation, molecular function: oxidoreductase activity, acting on paired donors, with incorporation or reduction of molecular oxygen; iron ion binding; monooxygenase activity. NCBI's taxonomy places the organism in Eukaryota, Metazoa, Arthropoda, Insecta, Diptera, Culicidae. The record is from RefSeq and is a predicted model, not a curated record.